This is a messenger RNA of Venturia canescens, 8319 nucleotides long. It is a transcript of the gene fz2, whose product is annotated as frizzled 2. Gene Ontology annotation, biological process: canonical Wnt signaling pathway; non-canonical Wnt signaling pathway. Lineage: Eukaryota; Metazoa; Arthropoda; Insecta; Hymenoptera; Ichneumonidae. The coding region runs from base 817 to 3072 and encodes 751 amino acids. The record is from RefSeq and is a predicted model, not a curated record. Gene Ontology annotation, cellular component: plasma membrane. The transcript is spliced from 3 exons. Gene Ontology annotation, molecular function: Wnt receptor activity; Wnt-protein binding.
GUUCCGCGAUACAACCUUUUCCCUAACGCCAGUUCUCAAUGCUCACCAACACAAACCCCCGGCGCCGUCGCAAAAGUUCCUCAACAACGUCUCGUUCUCGUCGUUUUCCACGCUUACCGCGAGAACAACCCCCAAAACACUUUCGCGUAUCUUUCCGCUCCCACUCGCCUAUACCUUUUCAAGGUUAACCCACAUUUCGUUUGUUUUGGUGCCUCUUUUUAAAGCAUCCUCAAGCAUUUCCGGGCUCUUGUGAAACGUUCUUAACCUGUGCGCUCGCCUGCCGAUAACAACUCCAAGUUUCCCUGCGAAACGAUACUGUGAAAUACCGUUUUUAUACAUAUUCCUACCGUUGUGAGGGGUUUACGGAGCCCGGAGGACCCAAACGUAUCCGCUGACACGAAGUUACCUUUUAUAAUUAUCCUCCGGAGACUCAGCCAACCGGGGAAACUUCACCUUCGCUCGUCGUCCUCGAUUUAACACUGUUUCGACCGCCUUCACCUGUUGGGACCAUCGGCUUUGAGUGCGUGCCGGGCUUCCAUCCAGGAAAGUGCUUCCGAAUCCGAGUUUCGUUAUGCGAGACUCAGAGUGCAAUUGUGUCCGCGUCUAGUGAGAAUUGUUGGCAAGCAAAUCGCUUAUUUUCGACUCUGAGCUUCAAUUUUGUUCCUCGAUUCGAUGACAUUGACUGUUGAGUAUCAAAACACGAGGAGCGACGAGUGUUGACGAGAGAUCGGUAGGGAUCGACGAGUCGAUUGCGACUUCAAGAUUGGAGUGAUGCAAUCAAGGCGAGCAUAAAGCGAUUGAACGAGGUCGUCGAGCAUGGGGCUGGCGAGGAGGCCGCCGCGCAUCUGCGGUACGAUGGCAGCGAUUCUGCCGAUAAUGAUUCUCCUGGCGGUGAACGAGUGUCUGGUGAGGGGGGCUUUCGCGAACGUGCGAUCAGAUUCGGCGAUCGGAGCAGCGAACAGCGUGGGGCCGCUGUCCGGCAGCGGUGGCGGCGGUUCAUCGGCGGGGUCCUCGUCCUCGUCGGCGUCCUCAUCCUCGGCGGGUUCGUCGUCGCCGUCUUCCUCAUCGGCGAUCGGGGUUCUUCCAGGAAGUUCCGGGAGCUCCGGGAGUCUCGGGAGCGGCGGGAGUGGAAGCGGCCUGAGCAGCAGCGGAAGCGGGCACUCGGUGAUGGGGGGCUCGAUGAUGGGGAGCAACAGCAGGUGCGAGGACAUAAAGAUCCCGAUGUGUCACGGGAUCGGUUACAACCUGACGGCGAUGCCGAACGAGCUCAAUCACGACACCCAGGACGAAGCGGGCCUGGAGGUCCAUCAGUUUUGGCCGCUCGUUGAAAUAAAGUGUUCGCCGGAUCUCAAGUUCUUCCUUUGCUCCAUGUACACGCCGAUCUGCUUGCCCGAGUACAGCAAACCGCUGCCCGCCUGCAGAAGCGUUUGCGAACGCGCUCGCGCCGGCUGCGCUCCUCUUAUGAGACAAUACGGUUUCUCGUGGCCGGAGAGAAUGGCCUGCGAGAGGUUGCCGGUUCAGGGUGACCCGGAGAACCUCUGUAUGGAACAGGACAAUCACGCGUCUACGAACGGCGGGGCCGGCGGAAGCGGCGGCAGCGGCGGACCGGCGAGCAGCGCCCCGCUACCAGCACCCGGUCCACCACGAGCGACCCGACCGCCAAAAACUUCGCUGCCGGCGCGCUGCAAGCCCGGCAAGAAUCAAAAAAACUGCCAGCACCCCCCAGGGGACAGGACGAGGGACUGCACGUGCAGGUGCAGAGCACCCCUCGUGACCCUGGGGGCGGUAGGAAACGGCCACGGGAGCACUCUAGGGGGCAUGCACAUGGUCGGAAGUCAUGGGCUAGCGGUGCACCCGGGACUCGUAGGAAUCGCACCGAGCCAGGACACUGUCGUGCUGUCAGAUUGCGCCCUGCCCUGUCACGGGGCCUUCCUAACCGGGGAAGAACGCGACUUCGUGGCGGUAUGGCUGGCCAUGUGGAGCGGCCUGUGCGCCGCAAGCACCCUCACCACCGUCACCACCUUCCUCAUCGACACCCAGCGUUUCAAAUAUCCUGAGAGGCCGAUAGUCUUCCUCUCGGCUUGUUACUUCGUCGUAUCCCUCGGGUAUCUGGCGAGGAGCGUGCUGGGUCACGAGGAAAUCGCCUGCGAAGGUUCGGUCCUGAGGUCCGGGGCUCAAGGGCCGGGGAUGUGCGUCACGGUCUUUCUCAUGAUCUACUUCUUCGGCAUGGCAUCCUCCGUCUGGUGGGUUAUCCUCGCGUUCACGUGGUUCCUGGCGGCCGGGCUCAAGUGGGGCAACGAGGCGAUAGCCUCGUACUCCCAGUAUUUUCACCUCGCCGCGUGGCUCGCGCCGACCGCCCAAACGGUCUGGGCCCUUCUCGCCGGGGGCGUAGCCGGCGAUCCCGUCGCCGGUGUCUGCACCGUCGCUCCCGAAGGAGUCCGGACCUUCAUACUCGUGCCGCUGCUAGUUUAUCUGCUACUGGGAACGAGCUUCUUGCUCGCCGGAUUCGUCAGUCUAUUCAGGAUACGCUCAGUGAUAAAACGCCAGCCGGGAGCGAAAGCGGACAAAUUGGAGAAGCUAAUGAUACGAAUAGGAGUCUUCUCCGUGCUGUACACGGUCCCGGCGAGCGCGGUACUUGGCUGUCAUCUCUACGAAUCGACCCUGAGGGAGGCGUGGCUUGGAUCCCUCGCUUGCCCGUGCCUUCCCCGCUCCCGGCCCCUCUACUCCGUACUAAUGCUAAAGUACUUCAUGGCCCUCGCGGUCGGUAUAACUUCCGGGGUAUGGAUAUGGAGCGGAAAGACCCUCGACUCGUGGCGAAGACUCUGGAGACGUCUCUUCGGCGGAGGCGUAGGCGCCGCAGGUGGAAAUGGCGCAGGUAUGGCUGGAGUGACCGGCGUCAGCGGAAUCGGAAGCGCAAGCAUCAAGGGAGUCGUAGGACGUGCCGUCAUGCCCCAGUACCAGACACCCUCCGGACCGGGUAGCGCUCUAUUGCCACCCGGUAGCGUCGCGAGCGCCUCCCAGCAUCAUCUUCAUCAUCACGUACUCAAACAACCACCUCUCUCGCAUGUAUGACGUCACCAGUCGGCGGGUGGCGACAUGAGCACCGCUGGUUGCGACGGGCAGCAACAGCAAUCUCAGCUGCAACAAGAGAGGCCCUCGGCCCUCAGCAACUACGGGCCCAUUUAGCCCUUCGCCUCGGCCUCACGCAGGCACACGCCACACACAGCGCCUCACACACCCCAUUCAGCGGCUACCAUUUACUCGAGGCGCUCAUUGGCUUCGACCACUGGGCCGCUGACACCGGCUCAUGGCCUGGCACCGUCCUACACUCAGGCCACUGACGUAUGAGAUCGUCAAUGGUUCACCAGCCAAUAAGAGGCCAUUCGUCAAACGAACGUCGUCAGCCUUUUCGCAUAUCUCCAAAUUCCUCUUCGCAGCGCGGAUUCACAUUUCGUUCACUCUCCGAACAAAAAUAACCUGGAUCGAUCGAGUAACCGUUGCGCACUGGCUUCGUCCGACCAAAUCGUUCUUAUAGAAAACCGACGUUCCCGCGGCUGCUCUCCCUAGCUUCGUCGCGAUCCAACGAGGACUCGCCCAUUUAUCGUUUCGAUCUUCACGAGACUGUCUUCGAUCCCGUGAACCCAGCACUAGUCUCAACUCCGGAGCUACGAAAAGCGCUCAUUCCGAAUACCUCACGGAUGUCGAUUGACGAUGAUUUUAUUAUUGGUUAACGUGGACACGCUCCUCAUACCAACGGUGCAUAUUGUGGGCAAACAAAAGCAAACUUUUAAACGCGACUGCCGCACGACCGAAUAUACGUAUUUCGAUAAACAUACAAAAAUAAGUUUAAAAUAAUAUAAAACGAAAACAAAACAAAAAAAACACAAAAAAAAAGAAAAGGAUAAAGUAAAACAUUGGACGAAAGAAACGAGAGACCGUAAGAGCUUCCGCGUGGAAUUAUCUCUGCACCAUCGUUGCCAUUCUUCUUCGGCGAUCUUGCUUUUGCCCUUUUUCGGUGGAUCUCAUCGUGGAUUCGUGGAAAACAAUAGCCGGAGGCUUGUUUUUCAAACUUUCACCGUCCGUGAAUGACUAGGACCUCUGUGUGCGUGUGCGUGUAUGUGCAAAUGCACGAGUGUGAAUUCCGAAUUGUCGAAUCGUCUUUCGAGACUCCUCUAUGGCUAUAGCGAGUUUCUAAAACUCUUGAGCGUAUGUUUGUGUGUUUGUGUGUACGGGUCGAACGUGCAAUUGUACCGGUGUGCGUGCCAUUGACAAAGGACGAACUGAAAACCGCUGAAAAACAUUUGAAUCGAAUUUGACUUCGAAUCCGUGCACUUUCCUCGCCAACCAAAUACUAUGGAAUUUCGAUUCGCGACGCAUCUUUAUACAGGGAAUUUUCGAAGGGUCGUUGCGAACUUUUAUCGUCGGUUAAUUAAUCCCCAUUCUUUUCCACUUUCACCUCUUUUCGUCUCAGCCCCCCCCCCCCCCCCGCCCGCCCUCCUCUCCCGCGGAUUUGACGUUACCAUGGAAUUUGCUCGUUUUUUCUCAUCCCUCACCUUUCCGUUUUACUGCAUGCCAAUCGUGCUUGCGAAAUCGUCAUUUUCGAAGGGUCUCAAGAUUAUUUCCAUAUUUUAAUUGCGUUCGUUUCCACUCGAUCAAAAAACCAAACGACCCCGACGCCAUUCGUGAUAAAAUGAGAGCAAAAAUCACUUUUUACCACCGGCAAACUGAAAUUUGAACUUCUUUCCGAGAAAGCCACGAGACUCUUCGAAUUCGUGCAACGUUCCAAGCUGCGUAAAACGGGGGCGAGGAUGUGGAAGGAAGAAAAAAAAAAACAAAACAAAAAACGUAAUCGUAAGCCGACGACUAAUCGCUCUGUAAAUAUAAACGAAAAAGUAUAAUACGAUUUAGAAGGUACAUAGUUUAUCGUUGUAAAUAAGAACGUCGUACGGGAGUUUUGGCAAAGCGUCGACAGAUCCGAGAGCACAACUCGAAAUGAUGAUAAAGCGAAUGGGGCUUGGCUGGUCGAAUGUAUAUUUUAACUGGGGAAAGAAAGUGUACAGAUUUUCCCUCAAUUGUGUUUCAAUCGUCAUUACUUGUAAUUAUUUUUUUCUUCGUUUUAUGGUUUUUUACACAUAUCUGUACGGCGAAGCGGAUUGGAAGGAGAGGGAGGGCUUAAAAAAACCCCGUGAUCUUGCCACGAGAAGAAAAUGCAAAAAAAAAUGAGACCCUCGCGCGCGAAUGUGUAGGAGGAAAGUGUAUCGAGCGAAUGACGAACGAAUAACGUACGCUUGGACGAAAAUAAUGCAUUUACCGUGUCUCUCGAUUUUUUGUUUGUACAUUUUUUUUCAACUUUUCAACAUUAUUUUUUAUUUUCGGAUAAACCAAUGUUUUUUAUACCGCAAAGCGAGUAGAGAGUAACGCACGCACGUUUCGUCUAUUCCGUAGGAAUAUCGUGCCGUGCGUAGUAUCCAGUGUAAUUCGUCGUAAGGGGUAAAAAAAAAACAACUUAAUGAUUAUUCAUUGUCGAAGUACGAAUGGGAUCGAAUCGCAUAUACAUAUAUAUUAGGGUGUGUCGAAAAAAAUCGAUAUUUUUUUUCGGGCUCCACAAGCAUUUUUCUUCUUAUUAUGCCAAACGAUGAAGCUAGCCCGAAACAGCCCGAAAUAAAAUUAUUUCGGCCGGCCCACCGCAUACUUCAAUUCUCCAUAAGAAUAACACGUGAAAAAAAAACUUCGGUGAACAUUGUUCCAUAUCAUCUUUAAAAAAAAAUGCACAGAUAUUCUACUUACGUAUUUUUGUAGAGAAUUGAAUUCCCUACAAAAAAAAGUCCUCAGAGUCAUUGGCCUAGAACCAACCGUUCAAUGGCUACAGCAGUUUGAAGUUUCUGACGUCACCUAGCCAGAUUUCGCAUGUAUCAUUUCCUAUUUUCGAGGUCGCUCCCUUUAACGGUGCUGUUUAAAUUGGGCUAAAGCCUAUGUUUUUUUAUAUUUAAAAAAAAUUAAGACUGAAGCAGUUCGGCAUUACGCCAACGUGUGCGCUUACAGCGCUCAAACGGUUCGGUAUUACGCCAACAUGUAAUUAUAAUAAGUUAAUCAAUUCAAUAGUAAGCACGGGAAAUAAAUUGAACUGUUUUCUCUCUCUCUCCCUCUCUCUCUCUCUCUUUUCCUAUGUAUAUUUGUAUCUGUGCAUUUGGUUUGGUUAAUUGAAUUUCAUAAUUUAUUCAAACAAAUAGUGGAAAGACAAACAAUUUAUGUCGUUCGUUCAAACAAAUGAGAACAGUAUGUACCCGAUAUUUUUGCCUAGAUAACGAUCCUAGAAGCUAUUUUUGAAAAACUAUACUUAAAAAUAGUUUUCAGUCCAAUUUAAACAGUACCAUUAAAAGUAGCGACCUCGAAAAUAGGCAACGAUACAUGCGAAAUCUGGCCAAGUGACGUUAGAAACUUCAAACUGCUGUAAUCGUUGAACAAUUGGUUCUAGGCCAAUGACUCUAACGACUUUUUUUGUAGGGAAUUCAAUUUUCUACAAAAAUACGUCAGUAGAAUAUAUGUCCAAUUUUUUUUACAGAUGAUAUGGAACAAUGUUCACCGAAGUUUUUUUUUCCCAUGUUAUUCUUAUGGAAAAUUGAAGUAUGCGGUGGGCCGGCCGAAAUAAUUUUAUUUUGAGCUGUCCUUUUGGCUAGCUUCAUCGUUUGGCAUAACAAGAAGAAAAAUGCUUGUGGAGCCGGAAAAAAAAAUAUCGAUUUUUUUCGACAUACCCUAAUAUAUAUAUAUAUAUAUAUAUGUACGUGCGUGGAAACCCGUGUAUAAACAUGUGGAAUCGUGGCACGGGUGUGUCUCCGGAGUAACAAUGGAGUUUAGAAUCCCGAGUGAAAUGUUGUGAAAAUACUGGAAAACAUACAUUUUUCAAAAUAAUAGUCAUAAAAAUAGUGGUAAUAAUAAUAAUAAUAAUGAUAAUGAUAAUAAUAAAUAACGAUGAAAAGUCACGAUAUCCCGUGUUCCGAAACCGCCCAGUCGAAAGUAGCUCUGUAGAAUCACCCGUGAGUAUCUAAAGAAACAGUAAAAGAAGGGAAAAAAAAAGCAAAAAACAUCCGUAUAAAUAGGUAACUUUAAGCACGCGUAACGCGUUUUUCACCCCAAUUGAAAGAGGAAAGGUAUUGCGUGUUUGUUUGCGUCGUUUCGAUUGCGAAUGAGAUGACGAAGAGAGAGCGGGGGACGAGCGUGUUUCGUGAACUUUCGAAAUACUAAUAGUGACGAUGAAAAAUGUUUAUUCGUGCGAUGUUUCGAUCGGCCCAUGUGCAAUUUCGAUUCAUUAUAUCCCUCGUUUCGAGCGCUCUGAGAUUCUUUCGAAAAUGUUUCUACUCAAAAUGUUUGUCAAAAGAUUUGCACGAAUGCAAAAAAAAACAAGGGAAACGGUCGUAAAUGAAAAUACUCGAAAUCUACGAGAAUGAAAAAAGAAAACUUGCACUGCCUCGAUAAAAAAAAAGUGUACUCGACCAUUCCCACCUUCGGUAUUUUCAUUCGCAUAAAAAGUUUUCACACGAAGCCCCGAUAGAAGAGGACCGUCACCCGUGCGCGUUUGCGCGGCAAACGAAAAUAAUCGCGUUACCGUCAAAGCGAAGUGCGAAAUUGUAACAUAGUAGAUUUACCGAAAAGCGUUUUUUUAGCCUUUCUUUCUCUCUCACAUAUCACGUAAUGUCGUAACAAGGAAGAAACUUAACGAAGCCAUAUUGACGAAACGAACAAAUUAAGAGUAGUGAACAAAAGUAAUAUUAAAAGAAGAAGAAGAAGAAGAAGAAACUUCGUUUUUACCGAAUGAAUGAAUGAAGAGUGAAAAGAAAAAGGAACAAAAAUUUAGUAGCGCCGUUAAAGUAAAUAAAUUGAUUGAAAAGAUUGAAAAAGAAAGAAAAAAAAAAAAGCAGUUGAAGGAGAGAAGAGGAAUUUAUAUACGAAUUAGUUUUAAGCCACUUUUUGUCACGAUGAUUGUCAAUAAAAAGUAAAAGUAUCCGUAAAAUUAUAAGUAGCGUGAUGUAUACCCGAUGGAAAAUAUUUCGUUUUCAUUGUCGUCGUCGUCGUCGUCGUUUUCUUCGUUUGAACUGUACAUUACAUGAUACAUAUAUAUAGUCUACACUAACGGAAGGUUAAAAGCAGAGGUAAACACAAUUUCACCCACUUCGCCCCUUUCCUACGUCUCAAAGUAUCGCCUUAAAGCAUUUUCGUUCGACUGACAAGAGCAAUGAAAAAAAAAAGAAUUUUUUAAGAUACGGAAAUCAAAAUUGUAUACGAUUUUUAAUACACUUUAUUAUAAUAAUUAUUAUUAUUUAA